AUGACUAGUCUCUCUACCAAGCUCGCUGAGCUCGAAGCGGCAGGCAAGCCCAUCCAGGUGGGCAUCAUCGGUGCUGGCAAGUUCGGCUCCAUGUUCAUCGCCCAAUCACAUAGGACAGUCGGCAUGAGGUUAGCAGGCAUAGCAGAUCUAUCUGCUGACCGCGCCCUUGCUUCUCUGAAGCGCACUGGCUUCCCCGAGGAGAAGUACGACGCCACGGCGUCGCUAACGAUCGAGGAGGGCAUCAAGGCAGGCAAGACCGCAAUCACGACAGAUUCUGCGAAGCUGAUUGCGACCCCUGGUAUUGACGUGAUCCUCGAGGUUACUGGCAACCCCGCUGCUGGCGUCCGCCAUGCUCUUCUGUGCUGCGAGCACAAGAAACACAUCGUCAUGAUCAAUGUAGAGGCAGAUGUCCUAGCAGGACCCUUGUUGGCUCGGAAAGCUAACGAAGCCGGUAUCAUUUACUCCAUGGCGUACGGUGACCAGCCUGCUCUAAUCGCCGAGAUGGUCGACUGGGCUAGAACGGCCGGGUUCGAUGUGGUCUGCGCCGGCAAGGGCACCAAGCACCUGCCGCAGUACCACUACUCCACGCCAGACACGGUCUGGAACUACUAUGGAUUCACCAAGGAGCAGCUCGCCACGGGCGACUUCAACCCGCAGAUGUUCAACUCCUUCCUGGACGGCACCAAGUCUGCGCUGGAGAUGGCGGCUGUGUCAAAUGGCUGCGACCUGUCUCCGCCCAGUGAUGGUCUCCGCUUUCCCCCUUGCGGUGUCUGGGACCUGCCCGCCGUUCUCAAGCCCGAGUCAGAGGGCGGUCAGUGCGAGAAGAAGGGCACGGUCGAGGUUGUGUCUUGCAUGGAGAAGGAUGGACGCUGGGUCUUCAACGACCUGAGGUGGGGUGUGUACGUUGUCAUCGAGGCCCCCGGCGAGUAUCAGCGCGAAUGCUUCAAGCAAUACGGCUUAAAGACCGAUCCAUCUGGCCGCUACGCUGCGCAGUACAAACCCUAUCACCUGAUCGGUCUCGAGCUUGGUGUAUCCAUCGCAACUAUCAUGUGCCGUGGCGAGCCUACGGGUCAGACCAAGACCUGGGCAGGCGAUGUCGUCGCCACGGCAAAGCGUGAUCUGAAGGCCGGCGAAAAGCUGGACGGCGAGGGUGGUUUCAUGGUCUACGGCAAAUUGAUGCCGGCAGAAGACUCCAUUGCCAUCGAGGGCCUUCCCAUCGGCCUGGCACACGGCAUCGUACUGAAACACGAUGUCAAGAAGGAUCAGCGGCUCAGCUGGGCUGAUGUCGAGUACAGUGACAAGGCCCAGGCUGUAAGCGUACGAAAGGAGAUGGAGGUCCUUUUCAGGAAAGAGUUCGUAUCCAAGAAGGUCAAUGGAGCCGAUGGCGCAAACAGCACUCGUUAA
Messenger RNA from Thyridium curvatum, 1404 nucleotides. RefSeq lists its product as uncharacterized. Lineage: Eukaryota; Fungi; Ascomycota; Sordariomycetes; Thyridiales; Thyridiaceae. The record is from RefSeq and is a predicted model, not a curated record. The transcript is spliced from 2 exons. Bases 1 to 1404 code for a protein of 467 amino acids.